Molecule: messenger RNA, 543 nt
Organism: Sphenostylis stenocarpa
Lineage: Eukaryota; Viridiplantae; Streptophyta; Magnoliopsida; Fabales; Fabaceae
Source: the annotation of a GenBank genome assembly
AUGAAGGUUCUAAACUUUCUCUUGGCUUUCAUUCUGCUUGUUGCCGUGGUUCAUGUUGAGCCAAACCUAGCUGGUAGGGUAUUGAACAUGAAUGAACCACUGAAUCUAAUGUCCCUAGACAACAAGGGUCCUGUGACUCCCUCAGGGCCUUCUACCUGCACAUAUAUCCCCCGAACCGGUGGCAAAAACUGCCCUCCUCUGGAAGAAAUGAAUGUCGCAGGAAACUUUCAGCACCACGGUGGUGAAACUUAUCCUCGUCUUGUUCUAAACUUUAUUUUGAUUCUGAUUCUUGCUGUGGUUCAUGUUGAGCCAAACCUAGCGGGUAGGGUACUGAACAUGAAACAACAACUGAAUCUUGUGUCACUAGAAAAGGGUCCUGUGCCUCCCUCGGGACCUUCUACAUGCACGUAUAUCCCAGGAACCGGAGGCAAAAACUGCCCCCCUUUGGAGGAAAUGAAUGUGGGAGGACACGUUCAACCCUCCAGUGCUGAAACUUAUCCUCGUCUCGUUGUUCCAUUUGGUUUGGCAACCAAUCAACAUUGA